UGCGGUGGCGGAGCGGAAGAGGCGGAGUUUGAGCCAAAAUGAGGGAAAAUAAGAACAUGUCCGAGUCCCCUUCUCAAGCGGGAAAAGAAAUACCGGCGAAAAAGCAGAAACUAAGCAGUGACGAGAACAGUAACCCCGAUUUAUCAGGAGACGAGAAUGAUGAUGCUGUCAGCGUUGAGAGUGGGACUAACGCAGAGCGCCCAGACACACCCACGAACACUGCCAACGCCCCGGGCAGAAAGAGCUGGGGCAAGGGCAAGUGGAAGUCCAAGAAGUGCAGAUAUUCUUUUAAAUGUGUCAACAGCCUGAGGGAGGACCACGGCCAGCCGCUGUUUGGAGUCCAGUUUAACUGGCACAGCAAGGAGGGAGACCCGCUGGUGUUUGCCACAGUCGGGAGUAACAGGGUAACUCUGUAUGAAUGUCACUCUCAGGGAGAAAUGAGACUCUUGCAGUCUUAUGUCGAUGCAGACGCAGAUGAGAACUUCUAUACGUGUGCCUGGACCUACGACACAAACACAAGCCAUCCUCUGUUGGCUGUCGCCGGGUCCCGUGGCAUCAUUCGGGUGAUCAACAACAUCUCAAUGCAGUGUAUCAAGCAUUAUGUAGGUCACGGAAAUGCUAUCAAUGAGCUAAAGUUCCAUCCAAGGGAUCCAAAUCUCCUCCUGUCUGUCAGCAAAGAUCAUGCCCUUCGUCUAUGGAACAUCCAGACGGACACGUUAGUGGCAAUAUUUGGCGGUGUGGAAGGACAUCGAGAUGAAGUCCUGAGUGCUGAUUUCGAUCUUCUAGGUGAAAAGAUUAUGUCAUGUGGGAUGGACCACUCCUUAAAACUUUGGCGAAUCAAUUCCGAGAGAAUGCAGAAGGCCAUCCGUGGGUCUUAUGAGUACAACCCCUCAAAGACAAACCGGCCUUUCGUCUCGCAGAAAAUUCACUUCCCCGACUUCUCAACACGAGACAUCCAUAGGAACUAUGUGGACUGUGUGCGGUGGCUGGGGGAUCUUAUUCUUUCCAAGUCCUGUGAAAAUGCCAUUGUCUGCUGGAAACCAGGAAAGAUGGAGGACGACAUCGAUCACAUUAAACCCAAUGAGUCAAAUGUGACAAUUCUGGGACGCUUCGAUUACAGCCAGUGCGACAUUUGGUACAUGCGCUUCUCCAUGGACUUCUGGCAGAAGAUGCUCGCUUUAGGAAACCAGGUGGGGAAGCUUUAUGUGUGGGACCUGGAAGUGGAAGACCCACACAAAGCAAAGUGCACCACACUGACCCUCCCCAAAUGCACAUCGGCCAUCCGGCAAACCAGCUUCAGCCGCGACAGCAGCAUUUUGAUAGCCGUGUGUGACGAUGCUUCAAUCUGGCGCUGGGAUCGACAGCGCUGAAGAAGUAGUUUUGGUUCCUGUUGCUUCCCAUCCUCCCAACCUGUUGCCCUGUUGUACAGACCUACACUGCAAGAAAUGUCUGUUUGAACAUUUAAUCUUACGUGUGGUCUAAAAAUACAGUAUUUCCUUAAAAAAAGAAAAAGGCGAGAAUUCAUGCCAGGC
Sander lucioperca (pikeperch) is the source of this 1532-nucleotide messenger RNA. RefSeq names its product embryonic ectoderm development (gene eed). The coding region runs from base 39 to 1370 and encodes 443 amino acids. The record is from RefSeq and is a predicted model, not a curated record. Gene Ontology annotation, cellular component: ESC/E(Z) complex. Gene Ontology annotation, molecular function: protein binding; nucleosome binding. The transcript is spliced from 12 exons. Gene Ontology annotation, biological process: negative regulation of transcription by RNA polymerase II. Lineage: Eukaryota; Metazoa; Chordata; Actinopteri; Perciformes; Percidae.